This is a messenger RNA of Drosophila serrata, 1938 nucleotides long. RefSeq names its product mitochondrial sodium/calcium exchanger protein-like. Gene Ontology annotation, biological process: monoatomic cation transport; transmembrane transport; intracellular calcium ion homeostasis. Gene Ontology annotation, molecular function: calcium:sodium antiporter activity. NCBI's taxonomy places the organism in Eukaryota, Metazoa, Arthropoda, Insecta, Diptera, Drosophilidae. The record is from RefSeq and is a predicted model, not a curated record. Gene Ontology annotation, cellular component: membrane.
UGACUAUAGAUAAAUUUUACCCUUUCGUGGAGUAAGCAAACGUACAAUUAUAUUUUCAUCAUGGAUAUCGUUGAAGUUAAAGAUGUGCAGGAGGAGUUUUAUCAAUUUAUGGCCAACAUGACCUGCUUGUCCGUGAUGAAUCUCGACUAUCCCGGUCGCUGUUUAAUGGUACGAAAACUUAAGGAUUGCGAUAGAUAUACAAAUAUUAUCAAUUAUUUCGAGUUGAUGUAUUGUGUUCUCAAAGUUAGCAACCUGUAUGUGGAGAUAGCCGUGAUCUGCUUUUUUAUUUUGAUCUACAUUCUAAUGUUCUGUAUCGUUUUUGUGUGCAUCAACGAAUACUAUUUGCCAGCACUGAAAAUCGCAGCCAUAAGGUUUAGGAUGAACGAGUACUUGGCCGGUGUAAUUCUGGUGGGCGUGGCCAACUCCACUCCCGAUUUUAUGCUCAAUUUAUCAGCGGUACGGAGUGGAUCUCCCACCAUGAAUAUAGCUAUGGCAAAUGCCCUGACAUCUAUAUGUGUGAUGGGUGGAACAAUCUGCGUUAUAAUGCCAUUCAAAAUAAAUGGUGCCUGCGUUUUUCGCGAUUUGGUUUUUAUAAUACUCAUUGUACAGCUGAUCCGUGUCUUAAUGGAGUCAACUACACUACCGGAUUGGGUAAAGGGUUUAAUUGUAUUUCUUAUAUACCCCAUAUACCUGGCUGUAAAUAUAAUUGAUUUAGUGCUUAUGCGUUACAAUAUAAGAAAACUCCGACGCGAAAUAAACCUUCUGAGAUACGAGCCGAGCUCCCCGCACGUGGAAAAAAAGCUGUAUAACAAGGUCCUUGCAUUAACCGAUCUUGAGGUGGACGGUGACUUCCAGAUACUGCGUUUGAAAACUCACUAUGGUAUUUUCCGCGGCGGUGUCUAUGUCACACCAAAGCCAAUGGUUGAACCAAAGAAGGUGGAUGUGGAGAGCAACAGAACGGUCUUGCACAGCGAAAAUAACCCAAAGAACCGUUUUCUCUUUGCCGAGUUUUUCCUGGUCCUGAAUCCUAUUGAUCCAGAGCAAUGGUUGUUGAGUGGCAAACUUGGGCGGCUUAAAAUGAUAUGCAUGGCACCAGUGUUGUUUGCACUUCGACUGACGAUCCCAAUGGUAAACUAUACGCUGAUUAAGCAUGGCUGGAGCAAGUUACUCAAUUGCCUGCAGAUCGUUAUAAAUCCAUGUAUAGUCUUUCUGCUUUUGGAAAGUGUGUUCAAUACCUCUCAUCUUCACGGUUGGGUGAUUCAUUUUUCUUAUGAUUUAGCCUUGUGGUCCCUUCUGGUAACAGUGCCGCUGUCACUUCUUAUCUUUAUGAUCACUCGCACUGACAUUCCGCCGCACUACCAUAAAUUAUUUGUCUUUCCCAUCGUUAUCACCGUGGUCACUUUUGUCUGGAUUUGUUCCUGGGAAAUGGAGGUGAUCGUCACAAUCAUUUGCAGCGUGUUAAAUCAAUCCGGCAACUACAUGACAGUCACCUUCACUUCGUUCUCUCGUGCAGUGCCGGAUAUGAUCGCCUAUAUCCAUCUCACCAUGCAUGGGUACGGAAAGAUGGCCUUCGGCGGCAUCAUUGGUGGCAUAGUGUUUGAUAUGGUAAGCAACGUUGGGGCACACUUUGCAAAAAAUAAAGCAGAGCAUUCGCACAUGCUCGGAGACUAUGGCGAGACCCUCUACAUAUUCUUGAUGUUGACAAUAUGCUCCACGAUAUUCUGGAGCUUCGUCUUAGACUUUAACGUCCGACGAUCUGGUGGUAUCUUUUUGUGGUGUUUGUACGGAAUGUUCUUCAUUUACGUAACUCUCAUGGAGAUCGAAGUGAUCCACGACUUUACCGCUGAUCCGGUUAUCGAAGUGAUCGACUAAGGCACGAUCCCGACUUCACAUACCCUUUUUGGGUCAAUAAAAUUUUGCACGCUGUUGUAUUACUUA